AUGGGAAAUAUUCCAUUAUUUUGUCCUGCGGACUACAAUUAUACUUUACCAAUAAUUCGCACAGCAUGCAUGGUCCGUAUUUCAAAUUUACUUUGUAUGUGGACUGCCAUAUUAUUUUCAUUUUUAUCAUGUUGUUGUGGAAUGUUGAGUGCUUCUGAUGAUGGUGACAAUUCACAAUACUCUCCAAAUCAUCAAAAUGAAACAGAUACAAGUCAUCAAAAUGAAAUAAAUACUAAUCCUACAUUUAUUUAUUAUGAGAUAUUUACUUUUGUUUCAUUCAGACAAAACAGAAAUUUGGGGGGAUAUUAUGCUUAG
This is a messenger RNA of Dentiscutata erythropus, 315 nucleotides long. The record is from the annotation of a GenBank genome assembly. Lineage: Eukaryota; Fungi; Glomeromycota; Glomeromycetes; Diversisporales; Gigasporaceae.